This is a messenger RNA of Homalodisca vitripennis (glassy-winged sharpshooter), 2410 nucleotides long. RefSeq lists its product as uncharacterized. Bases 1 to 1071 code for a protein of 356 amino acids. The transcript has 3 exons. The record is from RefSeq and is a predicted model, not a curated record. Lineage: Eukaryota; Metazoa; Arthropoda; Insecta; Hemiptera; Cicadellidae.
AUGGAACACAGCCAACGGCACAGUAGAGACGCUACAACCGAUAACCGAAUCAAAACACCUGAAAGUAACCGCAACCAUGAUUGUUGCAGUGACUCCCAGCCCGGGGACCAGGAAGAGGAUGGUGUAUCAACAGUGGAUGGGGGCUCCACACUCGAGGAUGGCGGGUCCACCAUAGAGGACAGUGUGUGUCCCACAGACGAGGGGGUACUCACGCUGGAUGAGGCAAGGCGAGUCAUCAAGGAGCUGAGGGACCGACACCGCGCACAGUCUCACCAACUGCUUGCUUGGAAGCGACGAGUCAAAGCUCAGGAGGACUUGCUAGCACGUUUGGCCAGAGAGCGCAGUGAGCAGUUGAGGAACUUGUCGUCACAGCUACUGCUGUUCGAGUCUCGUCUGUGUCGCAAACAGCAUGACAUCAGCAUCUUACUGGCACAGAGAGAUGCUGUCAUCGUGCGUCAGCAGCGUACCAUCAAGCAGCUGCAGAGUCGACUGAGCGAUGCGGGCCUGGACUGCGCAGAGGAGACCAACCUGGAUUCCCUCAACGAUAGCGACAGUGCAGUCAUCAUGGAGGAUGACGAUUUCCGGCAGGGCAGUUCAGAAGGAGUGACGGUCAUACGGAGUGUAUCCGAUGCCCUGGAGACCCCGAUCAGUUGUAAAUAUUCGUCUAUGAGGCGGAGUAACGGCUUCCUGAGGCGGCCUGAGGUCCUGGAGACUGUCUACAGUGUGGAGGAGGAUGGUGAUUCGGACCAGCCACAGUCAUCAAAUCAGUUCGAUUCCGGUAUCGAAGAACCACCCAAUAACAAUUGGAAAACACACAAAGGAAGACUGAAGGAUCUUUACGGUAGCUUCGAACGGUUAGAUCAAGAUCAACAACCGGAACCUCAAAACCACGUAACGACUUACAAUCGAGUGAUGAGCAACCAUCGGUCAGUAACGAAGCCCAAAGAUGUAAAAUACAAGAGGAUCAAUAAAGCGAAAUCUAAAUCCUUGGAGGAACUGAGGGGAAGACUGAAAAACUGGGUGGAGAAAGGCAACAAAAUAGCGAUAUCUUUGGAUCAGUCGUUUAACUGAAAUAACUGUUACUUAAUGUAUGAGUACAAUGCAUAUCAUGUCCAUUUGUGGUCUGUGACACAUUCCUCUUCUGUAUGGAUACAUACAUUGCGUAGAUUGUGCUUUCAUCUAUCACUCCCUACAGCUUAAUGUGAAUGUAUGUAUUCAUCUUCCAAAUAAACUACUUCUUUUAUAUAAAAUAAACUGAACUAAACUGAUUUAAGGCUUACUAUCUUGAUAUGCUUAAAAAAACUUUCUGUAAAUAGAGUUUCUAAAAUUAGCACUGUUACCUGCUGAUGUUCUUUAUGUUGUUUGAUAAUGAAUAUAGAAUGUAUCAAAUUAUUUAUAAUCAAAUUUAUUUUUUGUAGAUAUUUUAUAACUCAAGGUUAUAAUUUAAAUGCAUCCAAACUGUAUAGGCAUAGGGAUUAAAGAUUAAAUUGUUUAGUAAAAAGUAUUUUUAUAGAGAAUUCUUAUCUAAAGUAACAAGCUAUUAUAAUCAUUAGAAGAUUUAACAUUUCUCUUUCUCCAUUAUUACUUAUCAAAGACAUCAUCAGUAUUCGUAUUUUACUUUUUAUGUUCAGUACUAUUAUUAAUUACUAAGUUUCUGAAUAAUAAACCAAAUAACUCUAAAUUUUUAUUAAAAGUUUAAUGUUUGAAACUAAUGAUGGAAAAUCUAGAACAUUUUUAGGACCUAUUGUAUAAUUUUUACAAGUAAUAACAACAUGUUAUAUUUACUUUUACUAUAAAAAGUAUUUCCAGAGAAUAGAAUAAAAUUACCAUCAAUCACCUUUGGCCUCAAUUUCUUGGCCUUUCCUUCACUUACAGUCCUACUCAUGUAAUUAAUUGGAAGUAAAUUCAUUACAAUUGUUUUCCAUGUAGACGUUACAGCAUACUAUUUUAAUACUGUAAACUCAGUAUUAUGUCAAAUAUUACUUCAAAAAAUAAUUAUUACACUCCAUUAUUAUAGCAAUACGCUCCACAAAAGAGUUCUCUUUUACAUAUACAUCUGGUAUAAUUUCUGAAAUAUAUUUACACUUCUUUACAUUAACAUGAAAUAUGUAACAUGUUUAAGGAUAAUGGAUGUAGCUUUAUAAACUGCACUGCAUUGUCUUCUAUACUUAGAUCUCUGUAGAUUUAGAACUUUAAAAACUACGAAAAUCGAUGGAAUCUAGUUCCUUUUUAUUAGUUUAAUACAAGUGCUAUUUUGUAUAUAAUCGCUAUAUUAGUUAUAAAUUGUAAAUUAUAUUUUACCAAUGUAAACUUACAUAGUAAGUAAUGUGAUUUAUUUCUGUAUGUAAAAAAGCAUUGUGGUAUGACUGUGUAUUUAAUGAUGUACAAUAAAGACGAUUGAGGUUUUUUA